Messenger RNA from Aspergillus ibericus CBS 121593, 660 nucleotides. RefSeq lists its product as uncharacterized. Bases 42 to 452 code for a protein of 136 amino acids. The transcript has a single exon. The record is from RefSeq and is a predicted model, not a curated record. Lineage: Eukaryota; Fungi; Ascomycota; Eurotiomycetes; Eurotiales; Aspergillaceae.
UAGUAUCUGCCACUCACACUAGCCCGAGUUGCUCCCGGCGUAUGGAUCUGGUACAGUACUCUGGUGGUCUCGUCAUUUUGGAGUUAUCAUUUUUUUUUUUUUCCUUUUCAAUUAUUCUGGUUAUUAUUAUUCUAGUUACUAUUCUGGAGGUGCUGGUGCUCCCCGUGCAACGGCGGACUAGGUCGUUUCCUUGUUGCGACAGAGAGCCACUCAACGGCCGCGGUUCCUGCUCGUACGGAGACACCUCGGAGCGUACAGCCUUACUCCCUCCAUCCACCCCAUCCAUCCCAUCCGUCAUUCAACCUCCCUCACCUGCGUCUCUCUUCUUAACUACUACCAUUUGCUCUCUUCAGUUUCCUAUAAUUCUUUUCCCCCCAUUCCCCAAAGAUACCACCGUUGUUCUCCCAUUUCCCGGGGUGAACGUGCCGACUGUGGUGCUUAUCAGCAAUUGAGCAGCUCAGCGCCCGUCAAUUCCCCCCCUCAAGUCGGCUAUCUCCGGCUUAUCCACCGACUCACACCACCACCAUCGCGGCGCAUGCCCGCAUCACUUGCCUCCCUUUGAAAGCUCGAGCAGUCAGGACCAAUGGUCGUCGAUACUUGUGGGUGAUUCCGACUAUUGUAACGGUGCUUGCCUUGCACUCAGGUUUUGGUGAGUAGUGG